UACAUAUUAUUUGAAGUAUAUCGUACUAUUUGUAAUGAAGAAGGAUGUGAACGAGAGAACAUGGAAUCAUUUAAAGACAAAGUAUCAGAUAGUGAAGAGAUGACUGAUGAAGAAAGUAACAUUGCUCCUGAUAAAAUAACGAAAUCAUCAAGUGUACAAAAUUUUAAUAGUACGAAAGAUAUUGCUCACAUUAAAAAUGCAACGUGCGAUUUAAACGAAGAAAAUUUUAAGAAAUUUGAAUCAUAUUUUAGAUUAAAAAUUCAAUAUAUGAAGAAGGAACUGGAAAAUGUUGUAAAACAACUAAUUUCUAAGUAUCAAGAACAAGAAAGAAACAUUGAAAAUAUAUAUGAAAUUAAAUUAAAUGAUAAAUUAAAACAGUUCUAUAUGAAUUUCAAUGAAAAUUGCUUAAAUGAAAUAAAUGAUACGAUUAAAACAUUUGGAAAAGAGAAGUCGGACAAUGUUGGAAUAUGUUUUGAAGAUUUUGCAAAAAGUCUAUUUCAUAUUCUGUUUGAUUAUAUGGAAUUUGGUAAAGAUAAAUUAGAAGAAAAAGUUUCAACAGAAAAGAUACAAGAUGAACUAAAACAAAACAAUCAGAUUGACAAAGAAAGUUUUAUAUCUUUGUUCAUAAAGAACACAUUAUCUGAAGACGAUAGCUGUGAUGAAAUGCAGAAUCAUCUGAAAGAGGAACUUGUGAUGAUAAAUCAAGAAUUGCAUGAACUUAAACAGAAAAAGAAGCACGUAGAAGAAAAAUUUGAUAAAGAAGUUGCUACAUUGAUUCAGAAUCAGCAGAGAGAAUUAAUCUUUAUUCGUGAUCAGAUUUCAUCCGAAUAUGUGAAAGGUAAGAAUCUUCAUAAAGGUGAAAUCAUAGAUCAAAUUGAGAAUUUAAGAAAAAAUCAAGCAGAUAUAAAUAUGUUGUGGAAAACAUUUUGUAAAGAGAAAAAUUCUCUCAAACUAGAAAAGGAAAAAAUUAUAAAGGAUGUAAAAUUGAAAUAUUUACAAGAAAAUGGAUAUUUAAAAGACAGAAUUAAAGAAUUGACUGAAGAAAAGCAUUCUCUUCUAUCAAAGCACGAAGCAGAAAUUAAUAAAAUUAAUUAUUUUCAUGGGGAAAAAUUUCAUAAACUUCUGAAAGAAUUGAAAAUGCGUGACGUCGACAAUAUUAUUAUAGAUGAAUUAAAUGAGAAUUUUAAGAUUAUGGAUGCACAUGAUACAUCAAAUUUGAUGGUAACUGAUGCCCAGAAACAGAAUUCUGAUGCUGCACUAGAAGCCUUGACCUGUGAUUUAGAAAACAAAUCAAAGGAACUGAAGGAAUUGCAAAUGAAAUAUAACAAAAUUGUUAUAGAAUCAGGGAAGUCCAAAGAGUUAAUGAGUGAUAAAGUUCCUUACGAAUCAGACAAAGUAGUUCGUGGAAGUUGCAACAAGAAUACGAUUACGGACGAAACUUGUCAAGAUCUCAAUUUGAAAUUAGAACUGUUGGAAGAAAUGGAACAAUUGCAACUACAAAUGGAGAAGGAUAUGGCAAUGUAUAACCAAGAAAAUAGCCAUUUGUUAGAGGAGUUAUUACAACUUAAAUCGAAAUUUAGAGAGUUGGAGAAAUCUAAAAAGACAUUAGAGAUUGAAUUAGAAAAGAUGAAACUGAAAGAAAAGCAAAUAAGUAAACGACUUCAGUCAAAGCAAAAUAAAGAUUGGUCUUCGAAUACAGAACUAUCGACAGUCGAUGUUCAGUCAUGGCAAGUUCAAGCGGCACAGACUAAUUCAAGAUUGCUACAUGUGCUCUCCGAUCUCGUCAAGACUUUCUUUGAUAUAGAGCAGGACAUUAAUAAUCGCUUAAUUCAGUUGGGAUUGGAUGCUCUGCAUCCCGCAGAAAAUAAUUUUCAACAAGACGAAGAAGGAACUCUUAUCCCCGUGGGAUCGAGGGAAGAUUUUACUGUGUUUAUGGGAGAAACAAUGAAUCUUGAACUUAGCGAAGACGGUCCCGACUUAACUCCACGUUCUUGGGAUUUGUUUACUUCUUCUAUUGCUGCCCAUGAAGUGGAAAUGGAGGGCGAAGAUGUUGUUUUGGGUGCCAGCAAGAGACUACGGGCAGCUGUUGAGAGAGUUCUUCGUCUCUUGACGCAUGCUGUCGAAGCCCAGCAGACUCAGGAUUUGCGUGUUCUUUUGCAUCGUAAUGAGGCACUUGCCAAAGAACUUCAGGAAGAGACACAACAUAAAGAUUUUCUCCAAAUGGAACUAAUUAGAGUUGAAGCGCUUUUGAGAAAUAGUGAACAAGAAAGGCAAAAACUGGAUGAUAUUAUAAAUAGUCUCAAAGAAACUAAGGAAUCACUUGUUAAGGAAUUGAAUUUAUUACGCCGACAACUUCAUUAUAUGGAAGAAACCCAAGAAACGUUAUCCGAAGAGAAGCGGUAUGCAAAGGAACAGUGUCAGAUGUUGGCAAACAAUGUGGGACAAGCAGAGCAAGAUAAACAGACGUCUCCUUCCGAAAAAACGAUAUCUUCCAAACCAGCACUCUUAAAAGAAAACAACAAACUGAAUUCCGACAAACAUAAGUUACAGCAAAAUCAUGACAAAGAAAGGCAACAGAUGUUAUCGCGCAUUCAUCAUCUGGAGUUAGUUUUGGAAGAGACAAUAUCUCAGAAAGAAGAUCUGUUGGAGGAAAAGUGCCAUGAGAUAGAAGACUUAAAAUCUCAAAUGGAAUCUGUGGAGAAACAGUUACUGUCUUAUAAAAGAUUCAUUGAGGAACAGGCCCAGGAACGUGAACAGGAAAGAGACGAGUAUUUGCGAGAAGUUAAAAAGUUGCAAGAGAUCGUGAAAGAAAAAGACCGGAUACAAAAUAACGACGAAAGACUGUCUAGAGAAGUUGAAUUAUUAGAACAGCAACUGAAAAGCAAAAUGGAAGAUCAAAGAGAAAUCUUGAAAAAAAGAGAGCAGGCAGAAGCGGACUUGAGACAGUCUGUGGAUAAGAUACACGAUUUACGAGAUAUCAUUUCUGAAUUGGAAUGCCAGUUAGAUAUAAAGAUUAAUGCCGAAAAAGAACUAAAUCAGAAAAUUGCUAACCUAGAAGAAACUUUGUUACAUCAUGAGAAAGAAAAUGCAGACCUUAAUAAUGAGAUUGAGAGACUGCAGGCAAUGUGUGCCAAUAAUGAAUUAAAGGAUCAUGUUCAAGCCUUGAAAGAACAGCUGGAAUCAAAAGGUCAGCAGCUCGAACAGAUGAAGAAUUGCCAAUCUCUAUUGCAAGAAUUCCACAGUUAUAUACAUUCAUUAGAAGUAAAAAUUGAUAGCACCGUGUCCUCAUUACAACUCCAUAAAUUAUCCUAUCCAUGCAGCAGUCCCAUUCCCAGUGAUACUUCUUUAAGCGAGCAGGACGGAGAGCUUCGACCACUGUCCGAAGCAUCGCUACGACUUGUAGACGACAUCAGGGUGUAUUCUCCAAGCACUUCAAACUGGGAUGAAAUGAAACGCUUCGAAGAUAAAUUAGAUAACUUAGUCAAAGCAGAAGAAGAAUUAGUAAAAAUAAAUAAGAAUUUAACAACAGAGUUGAAAACUUUCAAGGAAACCCAUGAAGAAAUUCUUCACGAGAAGAUCGCCCUUCAGGAGCAAGUGAAUAACCAGCUACUGCAAAUCUCAGCACUCAAAGCUCAAAUUGAGGAGCAUAGACAUCAUUUGAAUGGACAGAUGAAUGUCGGCAAUCAUACUAAAAUAGAAAUAUUUCAGCUUCAAGAGGAUCUGCUGAAGGAACGACAGCAACAGGAACUUUUAAAUAACAAAAUACAAGAACUGUUAAAAGAAAUUGACAGUUUGAAAGAGUUGGAUGAGAAGGAUAGAAUAAUUAAUUCUGAAAGCAAUCUUAAUAGUAGUGAAAAUGAAACUCUCAUUCAAGAAAUAUCUUCCUUAAAAGAAGAAAAUACCGAUCUGAAACAAGAAGUGGAGAAAUUGCGUUCCAAUAACGACAGUCACACACUUCCCGACUAUGCUAAAUUACUCCUCGACGACAAGAAUGAAGAAAUAGAGUUUCUUAAUCAACAAGUUCACAAUUUACAAGGCCUCAUACAAACAUAUCAUGAUAAUGAAAAAGAGAAACAGACAAUGAAAGAAAAUAAGCAGCCGGAAUUGAGUGACUGUCAGAAAUGUAGUGAUUUGCAACUUGCGUUAUCCGAAACUACAUCAGAAAAGAAUAAUUUACAGCAGCAGAUAAAUACAUUAAUGAAAGAAUUGGAAAGUUUAAACAGGCAUCAUGGUUUGGCUAGCAAAACGAAAGACGACCGAAUCUGCAAGCCGCCGGAGAAACUGCAAGAGGAUUUUGACGUCAUACAGAAAAUAGCGGAUCAACAAGAAAAGGAAUUGGUUCAGUUACAGGAAGAAACUUACAAUCAAAGAAAAGAAUUUGAAGAACUAGAAACUGGUUUUAAUAGAGAACUAUCAGAUGCAAGGAACUGCCUAGAAUGUAAAGCAUUAAAUGAACAGUUGACAACACUAAAGACGAAUUUUCAGGAAGAAAAUACAAACUUAAUUAUGAAACUAGAACAACUUCAGAACAAACUGGUUGAGGUAGAAAAUAAAAGUAAAGAGGAAAAAGAAAUUAUAGAGAGAAACUAUAAAAUACAAAUAGAAGAUAUUAAUUUACAAGCAAAGAAAGUUGAAUCACUCUUACAGAAGACACAUGAAGAGGAAAUCAGUCACAUAAAAUCACACUUAGAGGGAAUAUUCCACGAUGAGAAAGAAGUCUUAAUUAACUUGCAUAAGGAAAAGUUGAAUUCUCUCGAAAGUAGCUUGAAACAAAAACAUGAGAACGAAAAGGCAGAACUGAAAAAUCAUUUUCAAGAAGUGCUGCAGAACUGUAAGGCAGAGUUAGCAAGAACUCAUAAUUCAGAAAAACAAAAAUUGGAAUUGGAACAUGAUGAGAACAUCAAUUACAUGAAAUCGCAGUAUGAAAAACAGAUCUGUUCAGAAAGAAUUAACUCCCAGGAAAAGCAAGAAGAAGCGAUGAAGGAAUUCGAAGAGACAUUGAAAAGAAAUUGGGAAGAAGAAAAGAAAAGAUUGAUUGCAUUACACCAAAAUGAAAUUGAAAGAGCUAAUAAUGAAAUGAAAGAAAGGAUCUUGGUGUUACAAAAUAAUUUUGAAGAAAUGUAUCAGAAUAAACUGGCUCAGCUAGAGAAUAAUUACAAACAUGAAAUUAAAACAUUGAAGAGUUUGUUGCAAAAAUCUAGAUCUGAUUUGAAUUCCGAGAGAAGAAGCUUUAAUUCAAGAGACGACACGUCUAAUUCUGAUAUAUCCAGCUCGCAGAAUACAACCGUAUGCACGGAAGAAGACAUUCAUGGCGCACUACCGAGUAACAUAGAAAAACUUUUAAAGAAAGUUUACAAAGAAGGUGUUCAGGUUCUGUCAUUAACGGAAAGGCAACUGCUUAAGCAUCAUCUAACUCCAUCGUCAGAGACCGGUAAGUCUUGUCUGACUUCAGAAGAAUGGUUCCAAGAACGACAGAUGCUGCUCAACGAAAUCUAUUCUUUAAAAGAACUUAUCAGAGAAGGUGUUGAAAACAAGAGUUGGAAAGAUACCAUAGAGCAAAUAGUGUCGGCAUUCAGGAGUGAACAAGAAAAGCUGAUCAGUAAGUUACGGAAUGAAGUUCACACCACCGAUAACGCUAUCAGCACCGAUAAUAAGAAACUGAAUGAGAGGAUAACAGACUUGGAAGUGCAGAAUGAAGUUCUUAACACACAUGUCACCAAUAGAUUAGUAGAAGAAUAUAAAAGUGCAACAAUAGCUCUUAAUAAUCAACAGAUACAGUACAUAAAAGUGAAAGAAGAACUCGAACAUAAGUUAAGUAAAUUAGAAGAAGAGAAAAUGGAUCUUGAAGAGCAGUUGAAGACUCAAAGAAAUGUUUUAGAAUUUAGGAUUAAACAAGAAAAAGUUCUAUCAGAUGAUCUUCAAAAAUCAUUGGAUGCAGAAAGAAAUAAAAAUGUGGAUUUGAGAUCGCAGUUAAACAAACAGCAGAAAGCAUACAUGGAAUUAGAAAGUUCCUACUCUACUUACAAAGCGGAAAUUGCAUGUCUGCGGAAUGCUUUGGAUCAACAAAAGAAACAUUUAACAAAUUGUCUAACUGCUCUUGGUCUGGAAAAAGCCACCAAUCGUUCUCUUAUGCAAGCACUUGAAAGGGAACAGACUAAUUUCUCUUCUCUGCAAGCGGAAUUUGAUUCUGAACGUAAAUGUGGAAAGGUAAUGCAGGAGUAUGAACACCAAAUUAUUAAGUUGCAUCGAUUGUAUUGGAAGUACCGUCGCUCUGAGAGUUAUCGUCAGGCUUUAAUAUUCCAGAAGAAUUAUCUUCUUAUGUUACUGGAAGGUUUUCAGUCAACAGAAAAGCAAACUUUGACGACUUUAAAGUGUAUGAUGAUUGGUGACAUGGAUGAAGAAAAGAGCGUUUCAUCAUCUUCCUUUAAAUACAAUCCACAUAAAUAUUAUAAGUUUAGAUCUGCAGCUUAUGCAAUUAUUGCAGUCCACCGUAUGAAGUAUCUGGUUCACCGUUGGAGAAAAGCAGCUAAGAUUAUGAAUUCACAUGUAGCUACUCAAGAAUUAAAUUCUGAGGAACAAAAUGCAAUAAAAAAUGGUGCUGUAUUUAAUUCGAGCAAAUUACAUUCAUCGUCGUCUCCGUCGUCUCUCCAUGGUCAUCAUACUCAUCCAUUUUGUUCAAAUUCUCUGCCUUGUAGGAAACAGUCCAUUCAGAGUAAUCCAACCGUUUCGGAGACUGUCGAUUCACAUAAAAGUCUUAAAAUGUUGCCAAAGCCAUCAUCCGAUGUAGAAAUCCAUCAAAUAGAAAUGGAGAGAGGAAGAUUGGGAGAAUACAUUACACGCUUGGAAUUUCUACAUCAACAGUUAGGUUUAAAUACUAGAGACAAAUAAUUGUGUUGUCUUACUUUUUUUUUUACUUAUAUAAUUUUUAUCUUAUUUGUCUUAUUUUUCUUAUGUAAUAUAUUUAAUGAGAGUAACCCUCGCUGCAGCAAAGAGUAAAAUUAUUCGGAAACUGUAGGCAGAAUUGUCCCGACAGAAGGUUUUUACGUGAUAAACAGAAAAAC
Molecule: messenger RNA, 7061 nt
Organism: Centruroides sculpturatus (bark scorpion)
Lineage: Eukaryota; Metazoa; Arthropoda; Arachnida; Scorpiones; Buthidae
Product: A-kinase anchor protein 9-like
Exons: 32
Coding region: 61-6888 (2275 amino acids)
Biological process (GO): signal transduction
Molecular function (GO): molecular adaptor activity
Source: RefSeq, a predicted model, not a curated record